UUUUUUCCUUUUUAAAAGUGAAAGUAAAAGUGGUUAGUGUAAUCAUGAAAAGUGGUAUUAUGAAUGUGGUAUUUUUUGCAAUUUUCCAUAUUUUCCACACAUAUUUUAUGGUUAUUUAUUUUUUAUUAAAUUUUUGGUUUAAAAUAUCAAAGAAACUAUAAAAAUUCAAUAAGAAUUAUAUACUCACCACUUAGGAUAAAGUGUAGUUUCAAAUAAAAUAGUGAGAAUUGGCAAAAUGGGACACUCUUGGUUUUUAUUUGUCUGAUUUUUGAUCUUUAGACCACUUUUACUUUUUUGUAGUGAAAAAAAUAAUAUUUUAAAUUUUAAAAAUUUCAAAAAAUACAAAACUAUUAGAAAUAUAUGUAAGACUAUCUGUAUAUUUUUCAGAAAAAUAAAUUAUGUAACCAUAUUUUAUUUUAUGUCCUACCUAAACAUAGAAUACUCAUUCUGACGGUCUAGUUUAGAACUCAGAUACAAAGUAUUUUACAAUGAUCUAACUUGGAUAUAAAACAUAAAAAAGAAAAUUUAUUCUAGCCCGACUAGAGUUUGUUCUGUCUCAUUAUAGCCAGAUAACAGUAGUCUACAUCAACCUUGAAUACGUGUUGUAAAGUUUAAUAUGUAUAUGGCCUAACUUAGCUUAUUUAUAUUUUAUAAUCUAUUCUAACUAUAACCCUAAGGCCUGCUUGAUGAAAAAUACAUAUUCCACAUAGUCAUCGUUCUAGACUGCGUAGUUUAUGUAUUCUACCUAAAUAACAAAAAUAAAAAUUACCAUAUUUUGGUUCUUAUAUAUUUUUCCUAAAUAUAUCUUACAUAAAGUAAAUCUCGUUUUAUCAAAAAAAUAAAGUAAAUCUCGUUAUAUCUUCUCUCCCACGUUUUUUUCUGUUUUUUACAUUUUCAUAUUCAAUAAAAACUUAAAUCAGUUACGAAAUGUUAUAAUUUUUAAUUAAUAUUGAUUUGGUUAAUUAAAGGAUAUAAUAAUAUUAAAGAAAAUAUAAAUCUUAUUUAUCUAAAUAAUCUUCUAAAAGUCCUACCGGGACAAAGCUAAGUUGAGAGUAUCCCCUAUUUUUCCAAUUUUCCCAUAAAAUAUUUUUAUAUGAUUUUUUUCCAAAUUUCUUAAAAGGAUAUUCUGUAAACUAAAAUUUAGGAAGAAUUAAACAUGAUUACCUUUCAAAAAAAAAAAAGAAUUAAACAUGAUUAACUCCAACAAUUUGUUUUGCUUGUAUUGAUAAAGACGGAAAUACGAUAAAAGCAAACUCCAAAAUAAGAAUGAAAAUAGGAAGGAGUAAAUAUAUAUUUAACUCAAACAAACCCUUAUUCCUUUAUAACAAAAGAAAACAUUCAUCUUCACCACCACCUCUCCGUUUCUCGAUCACAACAAGAAAUUCGAUCUCGAGAAAGUGAAGCGAGCUCUAGAGAUGGAAGAAGCCUUAUUCUGUUCUCCUGAACGACGCCCAUUCGACCACAAAGAAACCCACCACUUUCUCAAGAAAAUCGAGACUGAAGAUUGUGCAGAGAGAAGUGACUACAAAGACUCAGAGAAUACAUAUGAUCUUGCCAAAGAAUUAUUCGAAGAAUCUGAUCACAUCAAGGCAUUGGAGAUAACCGAGAAAACCAUCUCUGAUCAUGGCCUGAAGAAGUCAUGCUCUCCUCACCACCAACUGCAAGGUGACAUAUUCUUUUCUCUAGCAAGAAAAGCAGAUACUACAGACAUCAAAUGUGUAUACUUGUUUGCUUCUGUUGAUGCUUACUCGAUGUCUAGUCUUCUAUGUCCUGACUCUGUAAGCUCCUUCUAUGGCUGUGCUCGUUCCCUGAUUGAAUUGGGUGACCAGCUUGGGAUAAACAGCUUUUAUAAGAAAGCUGAGUCCAAGGCUAGACAUGGAUUAUCCGUGAAGAUGCUUAAACCUCAAGAAAGUUCUCAUCAGUUCAUAGAAGAUGAUUUGAAGGCAGAACUUGAGGAUUUGAUCAAUCUUGCAACACUGAAGAUGAAUAUCAGUGAGGCUAUGCUUGUGAAAAUUAAUGUGGCUAACCAGAUGCAAGGACAGUGCAAGGUAGAUACUUACGUUAUUGAUAGAUUGAAGAACUUGUGGGGUAAGCUAGAUGAAAAGACCAAAAGGGAAUUUUUGGUAGUAGACCGUACAAGUCUUAUAGACUAUUUACGUGAUAACAUGUAUGACAAGAAAAUGAUUGAACACAUUUCCAAAUGCCUACGCGUGGAUGAUGAACUUGGCUGGAGAUGGUGGAAGUGCCGCAUUUGUCCUCAGGUAAAUUAUUGUUUCACUGAUUGCAAGUGGCACAUCUUAGAUAAGCAUGUCCACGAGUUUCUACCCCGAAUCUGUUCUCGUCCUAAGCGUGUGGAUAAGUUUUUAGCUGACAUGAUAUGUUGUGGGAACUGGGAGCCUGUGGAUACAUCAAGGGCAGUAGAUCUGAUCAAGGCAAGAAUUAAGGGUAGGGAAGAGUUUAUUUAUGUUAAUGGAUGGUGUAAUGAUUGGCCUGUAGCCAAGGAUGAAGAGCGGAAAGAAAUACUCAGACAGUUUGCUGAGGUUCUGAAAUCUUCUUGCUCCAAUGAUACUCUUCCAUGUAGCCUUUGGGACUGGUUGAUAGAUUACACAGAAGAGAAUGUGAAUCUACCUCAAGUUCAUGGGUUCUAUCUUGAUAGUUGGAGCUUCUUUAAGAAUCCUCAGUGCAUCUGCUUUUUAGAUCUGAAGAGCCUUAAAUACAUACUCGAGUAUGUUAAGCAGUUCACCACAGAUGUACGCACAGGAUUAGUUUUAGCAGUAGUUGAUCGGUUAGGGGCAAAGUCCCUGGUCAAUGAAAGAAUUGAUCUUGAGCGAGGAGGGCUUAAUCUGCUUCUGGAUGAGAGAUUGCUGUAUGAAGGAGAGCAUGGUUUUGAUGACUUAGGUACAGUAAGGACUUUUAAGUCCACUGAAAUUUAUGAGCAUGUAAUACCUAAGGGUGAUGAGAUUGUCUCUUGGGUUCUAGACUGCCCAGCAAUCGAUACAAAUUUCGUGUCUCAAGUGGCAGAAGGAGUACACAACCUUGAGAUAUGGUUAGCAGUUUUGAGAAUAGUACGGUCCACGGCUAGGAAAGAGGUAAGCUACUAUAGUAAGAGAGACAAGCUGCAAACAUAUGCUAAGAUGUUGGGUGAGGCUGAAGCCCUUUGUGACAAAGAAGACAAGUGGAGGAAUGUUUAUCAGAGGAGAAGAUAUGCAUUGACGUUUAGAAGUGUGUGUGAGAGGCGUGUAACUCAAGAUAAUGCUACCAAAUGUUGUUUCUUAAAUGUGGUAAGAGAUGUUCUUCAAGAAGCAGAAUCUCCAAGAUUCGAAGUAUUACAAGACAAAGAAUUCAUGGAGUGUAUAUCGGAGCUCUCUACCACUGUCCAAAAUGAUGUUAUUAGAAGAAGUAUGUGUAGGCUAAGAAAGUGGCUGAAUGAGAAGCUCGUUUUGAUCGAUUCAAAGAUUUUACUAAAUGAAUGGACGUACAAAAGGUUACUUGAAUUCGCCAAGUUAUCUGCAAUUGAUAAUCGCUUAGUGGUCCUUCCGUUGGUGAAGAUGUUCUUACAGAAUAAACUGAAGAGCACGAUAGAAACACAUAAGAGAAAGAUUACAACAGCUGAUGCAGGAGCUUCUGCUAAGAGACGAAGUACUCAAACGAGGGAUGGAAGAGAGUUUUUUUUAAGUAGGUGUUAUUUAGAAGGUAUUUUAUCCUUUUCGUUUUCCCAUUUUCAUGUUAGCUUUUACUUACCAGUCAAGUAGUACAACAUCCGUUUCUUAUAGCCCAGCGUGGCGGGCAGCGUAGCGGGUCUUUAAUUCAGUGCAAAUACUUUAAAACAGAAACCAAACUGAACUUUUUACUUUGUUUUAGGAACAGAUGCAUGCAAUCGUUCUAUGUUUCUUUGAUAUUUUGUUCCAUUCUUUGUGACAUGGCAACUUUUUUUUUGUGACACUGCAACUUCGUAUCUACUGUUCUCUGUUAUUAAAGAUUAAAGAAGAGAGCAACAAAAACAACAACCAAUCAAAUUGUCUUAUGCUUUGACGUCAUAAAGAAAUCCGGUUCCAGCGCUAUUUUACGUUGUUAUAUUAUUCUACGUUGCUAUAUUAUUACACACAUAUAAACAUUCAAGGAACUAUUUAAUUCGACAAAGUUCCUUGUUAUCUCGAUCAUUAAUAAACUCCAAAACCAAUGGACCACAACGAUGUAGUUAGAGAAGUGUAUUUUUAUAAGUAGUAGUUUACUUAAGCAAAUAAAAGUUUUUAUAUAUAAAUCAUAAUGGAG
Messenger RNA from Brassica napus (rape), 4272 nucleotides. RefSeq lists its product as uncharacterized. Lineage: Eukaryota; Viridiplantae; Streptophyta; Magnoliopsida; Brassicales; Brassicaceae. The transcript has 5 exons. The coding region runs from base 1416 to 3752 and encodes 778 amino acids. The record is from RefSeq and is a predicted model, not a curated record.